AAGAUACAAAUCAUUAUCAAAAGGGUCUUUACCCUAAAUUGCAAAUUUGUACGAUAUUUGCCAUUAUAAAUAACAUUGAUGUGCGCCCUGAAGCCAUCAGUUCAAUUGUUCCUCUAGCCGGCUAUCACGCUCGGAAAGUGUCGUAUCCAACCCAAUUUAUUGCGCUUAUCAUGUCUGUGGAAACCAUCAUCGAGAAGAUUAAGGCUCGCUUGGCAGCCCCCCAUCCGAACGAAUCUCGCAAGGUUGAUGGCGUGUUCCAGCUGAACAUCAAGACUGAAUCCGGUGUCGAACAAUUUGUUCUCGAUCUGAAGCAAUUGACGAUCGAUGCGGGUGUUUCGGCUAGUCCGAAUGCUUCCCUCACUAUCGCAUUGGAGGAUAUUCUGGCCAUCAGCGGUAAGACAUUGACCGUUGGCGAUGCUCUGAAGAACGGUAAGUUCGAGAUCAGCGGAGAUACCGAAUUGGCUACCAAGUUGGGCGAAGGGCUGAUUGGAGGUUAAAUACACGAUGAGGAUAAGUUAAACGUGAUUCGGAAUUGUUCUUUUUUUGGUUGUGCCGAAGGGUCUCAGAUUUUUAUAACAUUUUUUUUUCUAACAGUGUUUAUAGAUGUAUGAGAAAUAAAAAUGAAAUAAAAGAUGGGUUUCCUCAAAAA
Armigeres subalbatus is the source of this 649-nucleotide messenger RNA. Its product is annotated as peroxisomal multifunctional enzyme A-like. The coding region runs from base 171 to 497 and encodes 108 amino acids. Gene Ontology annotation, cellular component: cytosol. The transcript is spliced from 2 exons. The record is from RefSeq and is a predicted model, not a curated record. Lineage: Eukaryota; Metazoa; Arthropoda; Insecta; Diptera; Culicidae.